AUGGAGCCAACGAAGCUUGUUACUGUGGCAACACUGUGGUCUGAAAACAGCACAACAUCCCUGCCAGUGGUUCCAGACUGGGAGAUCGUCCACUCUGUCAUUCCCCCAUACAUCUUCAUCUUAAGCCUGUUAGGCCUUCUCCUUAACAGCUUUGUUCUGGCGGUGUUUGUAGCCAACAAGGAUCGUCUGACUAUAGCAGAGAUCUUCCUGAGCAACCUGGCACUGGCUGACCUUAUUCUCCUGUGCGGCCUCCCUUUCUGGGCAAUGUACAUCCUCAACGACUUCAACUGGCCAUACGGAGAUGUCUUAUGCAAACUGGUCAACUCUCUCAUCAUCAUCAAUUUCUACACCAGCAUCUACACCCUAGUCAUGAUUAGCAUCGACCGCUACCUAGCACUUGUGAAGACAAUGAAGGCCAGGGGGCUGAGGCGGACACUUUAUGCCAAGGUGACCUGCUUCUCCCUGUGGAUAUUAGGGCUCCUACUGAGCACGCCAACUAUGGUUCACAGAAAGGUGAAGUUCUUGGAGGAGUACGGUACAACAUCCUGUAUACUGGAUUACACUCAUGAUAGCUCUUGGAAGAUGGCCCAUCAGAUUCUGUUGAACUUGGUGGGCUUUGUACUCCCUGUUCUGGUCAUUGUUUUUAGCAGUGGGAACAUAAUCAAAGCUUUAGCUGAGAGGAGGGAGAGUGUAGCUUUUAAUGACACUCAUGAUACAAAGGCCACUGCACUUGUGUACGCUGUCACACUACUAUUUUUACUGUGCUGGGGUCCCUUCCAGGUAUUCACUUUCCUCGACACACUCUGUGACCUGCAAGCUUUGGAUGAGACGCUGUGGUCUCAUACUCUCAAUAUUGGACAUGACAUUUCAGUGUAUCUGGCCUUCUUCAACAGUACCCUCAACCCACUAUUGUAUGUCCUUUCAGGGCAGCACUUUAGGAGGAAAGUUAUCGCCAUCUACAGGAGGACUAGGUAUCAUCGCAGAGGAUCAGACAUGACCACAUAUCAACGCUCUGUUGCAUCCACUUACAUCAACAGAACAGAGCAAAUUAAGACUCUGGUAAUUCUUAAUGCAAAUGUUCAGAUGUAA
Messenger RNA from Seriola dumerili (greater amberjack), 1089 nucleotides. RefSeq names its product B2 bradykinin receptor-like (gene bdkrb1). The transcript has a single exon. Lineage: Eukaryota; Metazoa; Chordata; Actinopteri; Carangiformes; Carangidae. Gene Ontology annotation, biological process: G protein-coupled receptor signaling pathway; immune response; neutrophil chemotaxis. Bases 1 to 1089 code for a protein of 362 amino acids. Gene Ontology annotation, molecular function: bradykinin receptor activity. Gene Ontology annotation, cellular component: membrane. The record is from RefSeq and is a predicted model, not a curated record.